ACACACGCUAAUAUAUAUAUAUAUGUACAGACAGACAGCUGGAAGGAACCACACACUGAGGCUGGGACUUUAAAGGCGGUGGUGGUGUGGACCUGCUGUAGGAGCCUCACCAUCAACAUCCUGCCAGUCUCACCAUGAGUAAGGCAGGUGCUGAUGAAGGCGGCGGCGGCAGCAGUGAAAAAGCCUUGCAGCAGGCGGAGGAUGAGACUCCCGAGGGAAAGUUCCCGGGAAAACUGAGCGCCGUCAUCAGCGGACCGGGCUGGACCAAGGUCACCUGCCCCUGCUGUGCCACAGAAAGGGUGGAGCCACUCGUUCUGGUGAAGCUCGGAGCGAACGUUCGGCCCGAGACCAAGAGGUGGCUCAUCAAGCUGAUUGGAGCUUCUCAGAAAGAUGGAGGUGCUGGUUUAUUGGCUCACCCCGGUGAGGACGCCAGUGGCAACAUCGUCGUCGUCUCCGCUCCUCGCUGCACGUUACUGCGAGCCGCCGAGGAGUUGGGUCUGUGUAAGACGUACCAGAGCGGGGACAUGGAGGCGUUCUCCUACAACGACAGAGACAACUUUAAAGAUUCAGACAACACGGAAGUGUUCCUGACUCUGGCCGAGCGACAGUUCAUGGUGAAGUACGAGCUGGACGGUCUGCGGGCGCAGAGGGACCUGAGGAUCCCCGGUCUGACGGACGGCUGCGCGCUGCAGAACCGAGACAACGUCUGGCAGAAGCUCGGCUCGGCUGGUGUCAUCGUGGACACGUUUCCUCUCCACAACCCGGAGCAGCUGAAGGAGCUGAGUGAAGCCUGGUACUCUGGGAAUCAGCUGGUUCAGCCGCUGGAUUCAGUCAACGGGUAUUUUGGAAGCUCUGUGGCUUUUUACUUCAGCUUCCUGGAUUUCUACACCUGGUCUCUGCUUCCACCCGCCAUUCUGGGUCUGUCCAUCACAUACUUCUCAGGUGAGGCACAGAAGGAGGUGGUGGACUCAGUCUCGGGCGCGCAGGUCGAGGAGGAGGAUGAAGAUCACGGUCACAGCGGUCACAUGAUCCAGGCGGUGUUCAGCAUGCUCUGGUCCACGGUUUUCAUGGAGAUGUGGAAGCGCAGGAGCUCGUCCCUGUCCUACCGCUGGGGCACCCUGCACCUCGCCGAGCGCUUCGCCGAGCCCAGGCCUGGGUUUCACGGUGACCUCGGGGUGAACCCUGUGACGGGUCGCGUGGAGCCACUGUUUCCCGGCUGGCAGAGAGACCUGCGUAUGGCGCUGGUGUCGAUUCCCAUGGUGGGGCUGUUUCUGGGGCUGGUGAUUCUGGGGAUGCUUGGCUUCUACUGGGGUGAGGCUCAGGUUCAGCAGCUGCACACUGACUGGGACUCACUGGUGUCACAGACGUUGCUCUACGUGCCCUCGGUGCUGCACAUCGUCUACACGAACAUGCUGGCCACUGUUUACAAGACGGUGGCACGGGCUCUGACUGAAUAUGAGAACCACAGAGAGGAGUCGUCCUUCGAGAAGCACCUGACAGCUAAAGUCUUGGUGUUCACCUUCUUCAACUAUUUUGCUGUGCUCUUCCACAUUGCCUUCUUCAAACAGGACGUGCCUUUGCUCCGAAAGCGUCUGGCGUCGCUGCUGAUCGUGACGCAGCUGGUGAACCAGGUGACAGAGGUGGCCAUACCGUUCCUGGUGGACCGCUUCAUCAGCGCCCCCCAUAGGGCAGAGAGUGAAGACGACCCACAGGAGGACAAAUUCAGGAAGCAAAGCACCCUCCCCGUUUUCCCCGGUCUGUUUGCAGAGUACAUCGAGCUCCUGGUGCAGUUCGGGUACCUGAGCCUCUUCUCCUGCGUGUAUCCUCUGACGGCCGUGCUGCUGCUCGUCAACAACAUGACGGAGAUCCGCUCGGACGCGUACAAGAUCUGCAAGCUCUUCCGCAAACCGUUCACGCCGCCCGUGGCUAACAUGGGCGUGUGGCAGCUCGCAUUCGAGGUCCUGAGUUUUGUCUCCGUCGUGUCCAACUGCUGGCUGCUGCUGCUGUCGCCACGGUUACGGGGCCUGUGUCACGAGGCCGGGAUGAGCAGCACAAACAUUCUUUUGUCAGCUGUUUUGGUCGAGCAUUUUCUCAUCUUGGUCAAAGUCGUCCUGUCGGUCCUGAUCCCAGACGAACCGGACUGGAUCCGAAGAAAGAGAGAGCAUAUAGAGUUCACGUCCAUGGAGGCUCUGAAGCUACAGAAGCUGCAGCCUGACAAGUCGUGAUUUCGCUUCGACUAGAAAAGAUACUGCUGUGCAGAACCAUCGUCAGUGUUGUGUCCACGCUCACAGUAUAUCUAUAUAUAUAUAUGUAUAUAUAUAUAUAUAUAUAUACACACACACCGCUCUGCUUUAACGCUCACUGUGUGUUCACCGUUGAAGCCUUUUCUGCUCUGCUCUGCUCUCUCGUCACCAAAUGUGCUAAUUAUGACACAUUUGUACCUGGAAUUGCACCUUUACAUCACUCACAAGGUAAAGAGAAAAGUGUCGCCUCCCCCUUUAUAUUUAAUAUUAGACAGCGAAUGGAAUGUAAUGAUUAUUAUUAUUAUAAUAAUUAUUGCACUUAAAAAUAUUAUGUCUCAGUAUAGAAGGGAUUUGUUCAGAUUGAAUUGAUAUAUAAUUAAGAUUAAGUGAGGGACUAACAGGAAACAGUAUAAAUUAUACAGUAUAAACAGCCUGAUGUUUGUAUUACGUUACCUUCAUAAAGAGCUCUGGUUCUCUCUGACAGCAGACGCUUUUCCAUGAUGCAGUUCUAGCGCGACUCGGCUCGACUCGGUUCGGUAUCAGACACGCGUCGUUUUCCGUUACUUCAUAGUUCCUCCUUAGCGACUUAAACGUAAAACGUUAAAAGAUGUUUGUCAAACCCGGAAAUUACCAAAAUGAUUGAGUUGGAAUGAUUUCUUUGUCAUAUGGAGCAAAGAAACG
Molecule: messenger RNA, 2924 nt
Organism: Solea senegalensis (Senegalese sole)
Lineage: Eukaryota; Metazoa; Chordata; Actinopteri; Pleuronectiformes; Soleidae
Gene: ano10b
Product: anoctamin 10b
Exons: 16
Coding region: 135-2225 (696 amino acids)
Biological process (GO): chloride transmembrane transport
Cellular component (GO): plasma membrane
Molecular function (GO): chloride channel activity
Source: RefSeq, a predicted model, not a curated record